AUGCGUCGCCACUUACCGACCACUGAGCGUGCGCACUUUAGCAAGUACAAGAGUGCUAAGACCUUGUACGACGCUGUAGUUGCACGCUACUCCUCCCUUGCCACUGCUGCUCUUAGCCGCCUCAUGCUGCCGUACCUGUUCCCUGACCUUGCUGCUUUUCCCACAGUCACUGACCUUAUCACUCACCUUCGCACUAUCACCCGUCUCCCUGACUCCCUCUCAGUUUGCCCCACCACACUCACCGUCAACCUCCUCGAGAAGCGCUUCCUAGCAGCAGAGAAAAACAUAGUUGCUGUAGGAGCCUCUCGUCGUGACCCUCGCACCCCCGUCUUUGAGGGGUGUUCCCCCUCCCCCCUCUUGCCCUCUGUUGCUUCUGCUGCUGCUGCCGACCUCGUUGGUUUCUACGAGGUCGGCGCUACGUCUGCCCCUAGCGGGAGACGCCGCACCGGCAAGGGCAAGGGGGGCAAGGGCGCUGGAGGGGCUAGCGAGGCCGGUGGAGGUGGUGGUGGUAGUGGUGGCGGGGGUGGAGGUGUCGGUGGCAGCAGUGGAGGUGGAGGAGGCGGCGGCGGUGGCGGAGGGAGCGGAGGUGGUGGAGGCGGCGGAGGUGUCGGAGGCGACGGAGGUGGCGGAGGCGGCGAAGGUAUCGGAGGCGGCGGCGGCAGCAGUGGACCUGGUCGCGGCUCUGCGCAGAGGAGUGGCUCCGAUGGUGGUCCGCGCCAGCAGCAGCAGCGCAGUCGUGAGACCCUGUCCCCUCAGCAGCUUCGUGAGUGGUACGCUGCGCGUCAGCGCGAUGGGGGUACUGGUCCCUGCACCUACAUUCUCCGUACCAGCAACCGCGCUGGUGAGCAGUGCGGGGGCCCGCACUCCACCCAGCGCUGCUUCGGCCGUCUGACGGACGCGUGGCGGCACCAGUUCCCAGAGGCCUCUGAGAUCCCUCGCUGGGGAGAGCUGUCUAGGGCGGGGGUUGCUAUCUUUGGUCUUGAUUUUGAUGCUAUUCUUGCUGCCAUGUAUGCUGUUGCUGAUAGUGUUGAGGGUGACUGUUACCUGUGUGUUCCGCCUGACCCGGGCAUUGAGACUACUGCUCUAGGUGCUGGUGAGGCUGCUGCUCUAGGUGCUAGCGUGUCUGCUGCCCCAGGUGCUGGUGAGUCUGCCCUCUCAGGUACCACGUCGGCUCAAGCCUUACACACCUUCACCCUUGACUCGGGUGCUUCCCGCUCCUUCUUUCGAGACCGCACCACACUUACGCCGCUUAGUCGGCCGGUUGCGGUCUCCCUUGCGGACCCCUCUGGGGAUCGUGUCCUUGCUAGCUUCUCCACUGUCUUACCGUGUUCGGCAGCCCCCUCUGGCACCCUGUCAGGUCUCUACCUCCCCUCGUUCUCUACGAUCUUGGUGAGAGGAGCUGAUCUACAGGAUAAGGGGGUUGACCAGUUCACUCCUGCAAGACAGCGGGUGACCCACUGCACGUGUGCUCGGACAGGCCGACACUUGGCCACGUUCACCCGUCAGCCGGGGUCGAGCCUGUACACCCUCACUACUGAGUCUCCUCCGGCUGCUGAGCCUGGUCAGGUCGCUGCGUCGAGUCAGGUGUUUGCUGCAGCGUCCAAGUCUAAUCCUGAGUUUGCUCCCUCCUCGUGUUGUCUCCUAUCUCACUAG
Molecule: messenger RNA, 1653 nt
Organism: Closterium sp. NIES-65
Lineage: Eukaryota; Viridiplantae; Streptophyta; Zygnematophyceae; Desmidiales; Closteriaceae
Source: the annotation of a GenBank genome assembly